This is a messenger RNA of Dujonia railenensis, 2160 nucleotides long. The record is from the annotation of a GenBank genome assembly. NCBI's taxonomy places the organism in Eukaryota, Fungi, Ascomycota, Pichiomycetes, Serinales, Debaryomycetaceae.
AUGACUAUGGCACAUGAAACAGAGAUAACUUCCAGGAAUAAAUAUGGUAUAGAGUUGGAAGACCUAUCACCUUCUCCGCUGUCUGCAGAUAUGUACGUAGAUGAAAGCUUCAGAGAGCAGCUGGCAAAUCUGGAUACACGAGAAGGUGCCAGCUUGUUGCUGGAACCUGGCUCGGAAGGAGAGCAAAUUGAGGCAGGGGAUGGAUAUCCCGUACAGCCCCAGUGGAUGGAAAACAUAGACAAUAGAAAGAAGUUUCUCUUUCUUCCACUUUUAUUUAUUUUAAAGAUAUGGGAGGGCCCUGCACUGCCCAAGGAUAACCCUCCUAGGCCGAUACGAUAUUUUCCGAAGUUGGAAGCAUUCCCCUUCCGGUUGAAGGAGAUUAUUCCAAAGAAGUUUCAGAUCGUGGGCCUAAUUAUAUAUUUGUCGCUAUGGAGUUUGAUUUGCUUCAAUAUUCUUAUACCAUAUUUGACUGUCCCACCCUCUGAUCUUGAAGAUCCGGACUCGGUGGUAAUCCCGAUAUCAUGUCUCUCACAGGGAUCAUUUUGGAAUGGUAAGAAUGGAGAAUGUGGCUUUAAUGGAGAGCUUUGUCCAUCUUUCCAAGAUAAGGAGGUGGUAUUUAGAUGUCCGGCCCUUUGUGAUCGGGGGUCAUUUACUUUCUCAUUCCUCCCUGUUGGUGACCAGCUUAUCAAGUAUAGAGGAUAUUACGUUGGAGGAGGAUCAUUGGAGAAACUGCAAAUGUCCAAAGACCUCGAUGAUCCAGAGGGCAGAUCAUUCAUUUCUCGUCCUUAUCGUUCAGAUUCCUUUCCAUGUGGAGCAGCCAUUCACAGCGGGACCAUCUCGCCAUUUUUUGGGGGUUGUACCAGAAUAAAGUAUGUUGGGGGUCAACCUCUGUUUCCUUCCACCAUAGGUCAUUACGGAGUUGAUGUAUCCAUCCCAUUUCUUUCCUUUUUCCAAUCAUCAUUUGCGUUCAAAGAAUUGAAGAGUAACUAUCUGCAAUGCUACGAUCCAAGAUUGCUAAUUUUGGUAAUUAAUAUCUUUUUAGGCUUGCCUAUUGUGUACCUAGCCUCGGGUUCAGUAACGUUCUGGACAAUUACAACCGUUGGAUUUUGGACUAUUGCACUAGCAACCGACCCUCCACGGACAGUGGAUGCCUCAAAUAUGGAGAAUUUUGCUGACUUGAUAUCGUUGUGCUUGGGUAGAUUUUUACCCACAUGUUUCAUUCUAUACGUAUUAUGGCAUUGUUCAGUUUCGAAAACAUUAUCAAUUCCAGAUGGUGAAGUAGAGGGCCAGAAUAUUAGAAAACCUUCGGUAUUGUAUAAACUUUUCCUUUUCUAUCCAUUGUUUUGGUUGGGUAUAUUGAAUAAUGUUACCUUUGACCGAUUACCAGUAGAUAGAUUGACCAUUCUGGAUCUCCAAACUCAACCAGGUGCAUUGAUAGCAGUGGGAUCGAUAAUAUCGCUUAUCUUCACUUGUGCUGUCAUCCAGGCUUAUAAGAUCUGGCUCUCAGGGAGGUUUAGAAAGUACUUAAUGAUCUAUGCCUUGUUUGUCGUAGGUUUAGUCCUCGUGGCAUCACUUCCUGGACUAACGUUAAGGAUACAUCAUUACAUAUUAGCAAUGUUGUUAAUACCUGGCUGUGCUACAAGAGGUAAAACAGCAUUGAUGUUCCAGGGUAUACUCUUGGGUCUAUUCUUAUCUGGGGCAUCUAGAUGGGGAUUGGCUGCAAUAGCAGAGACCGCUGGUUCAUUAAGAAGAGAUGAUCCACAAGGAAUUAUUUUCCCGCCGGCUUUUGAAGGUUUCAAUCCAAGUUCUGGAAUGUUGAAUUGGCAAGAUCUCAAUACCACACUAUUAUCACCAAUAGAUGAAAGUUUGUAUUCUAAAUACAACGGGUACUCAUUGUUAGUCAACGACAUUGAGAGGUAUGUCGGUCUGACUACGGACAAAGCAAUGAACUUAACGGAUCUACUUCACUCAGAGACUUUAUCUACUUUGAUAAAUAGCUCCUUGAAGAAUGGAUUCAAAGAUAAGAAUGGUGAUAUUCCUAUUUACCUCAGAAUUGGUAGGAAGGUUUUGGGUAGCAUGAAAUACAGUGAUUUUUCAAAAGCUGCGAUCUUACGGUGGCCUAGCGGAGACUUUGAAUUGCCACUUGAAGGGGUGACUUAG